Pangasianodon hypophthalmus (striped catfish) is the source of this 14800-nucleotide messenger RNA. RefSeq names its product ataxin 1a (gene atxn1a). The transcript is spliced from 3 exons. Lineage: Eukaryota; Metazoa; Chordata; Actinopteri; Siluriformes; Pangasiidae. The record is from RefSeq and is a predicted model, not a curated record. Gene Ontology annotation, biological process: negative regulation of transcription by RNA polymerase II; nervous system development. The coding region runs from base 9640 to 11937 and encodes 765 amino acids. Gene Ontology annotation, molecular function: RNA binding; protein binding. Gene Ontology annotation, cellular component: nucleus.
CUGAUGUGGUCUUCUGCUGUUGGAGCACGUCCACAUCAAGGUUUAACAUGUUGUGCAUUCUGAUAUGCUUUUCUGCUCACCAUGAUUGUAAAGAGUGGUUAUUUGUGUUACUAUAGACUUCCUGUCUGCUCGACCCAGUCUGACCAUUCUUGGUGGCUCUUGCUUCUGUCAGUGAUAAGGCAUUUCCGCCACAGAACUGCGGCUCACUGGAUUUUUUUUGUUUUUCACACCAUUCUUGUAAACUCUCAAGACUGUUGCGUGUGAAAAUCCCAGGAGAUCAGCAGUUUUUUCUUUAAAUAUUCAAACCAGCCCAUAUGGCAACAGCAACCCAUGCCACGGUCAGCAUCACUGAGAUCACAUUCUGUUUGAAGUGAACAUUAACUGAAGCUCUUCAUCUGUAUCUGCAUGAUUGUAUGCAUUGCACUGCUGCCACAUGAUUGGCUGACUGGAUCAUUGCAUGAAUGAGGUCUUAUAUUGCAUAAUGUCUUAUUGGCUAACUAAUCAUUCAACCAAAACAUAUGAGUGAUUUGUCAUGUACAAGAACAAAGACUUCUUAUUUAUUACUCUAGCACUUAGAUCAACCUAAAGCACAGCCUGUGAGCUGCAGCUUUGAGCAUGACCCAGUCCAGAGCAGUCAUCUUUCACCCUUCGGUCUCUCUCUGUCUUUCUUUCUUUGUGCGCCAGGUCGUAUGGUUCUCAUGCUAUCAGAUUUCAUCCUGUUUAUAGAGAAGAUGGCUGGUGGGGGGUUGGAAAGGGUGGCCUGCUAUUCUCCAGUGUUUAUUAGCUCAGUGUUAUCUAAAUGUUUGAUUUGCCACGAAUGAGUGAUCACAUAAAAGGCUCCCAAGAUACCAAAUAGUUCUCACCAUUAGUUUAUCUUGUCAUAUCAUGGUGGUUUGUGAAGAUGCCUUAUUUUAAGUCUUUACAAUACACUGAGGUUAUUUUGUUACUUUGUCUGUACAAUCAUUUGUCUUGAAAUGGUUUCGUACUGAAAUGAUACUACAACAAAAGAGGUUUUCUGAUAGAUUUGCAAAUCCAACUAAAUGUGUCUGCAAAUGAUUUGCGUCAGUAGGAUUGUGAACGGUGGAAUAUUAAAAAAAAAUCUAGAGAAUAUUUCUAGAAAAUAUAUAGUGUAUUUGAUUGAGCAGGCAGUGUAUGCAUUAGUCAGCCUUGUGGGAUUUCAAAGUGGGCUAUUGUGGAGCGCAGCAGUGUCCUUGAAGCAGUUCCCGCAGUCUGCCCGCUGCUUUGUCUGGCCUGCUACAGCCCAGGAGAGCCACAAUGGAGGCAAGCAAGGCCACAUGGAGUGCAGUUGCGUGUUCACCCAUCCACCCACAAUGAGGUGAGCGAGUGCUCACAAAGCUAUGCUACAUUUUGGUCCUGCACUUUUGUAAACAUUAAGAACCCCGCAGCAGGUAUCUAGGUUUGAGCAAUAUUCCAUGCUGUGCAGCAGCGUAGAAUAUUGCUCAAUAUGUUUCUGAGCGGAUGUUUAUGUAUAUGCUUUCUUACCUUACAUUCAUACUAGCAAGCAACAAAGCACAGCCAACCAUAAAUUUUGUGCACAUUUAACACGGAUCUGCAAUUUCAUCAACAGCAACAAUUUCAUGUGAAAAGUGAUAUUUAAGUUGAUGUUUUUCUUAAUUUUAUGCAAAUUAGAUGUGAUGUGGUACAGUGACAAGUCCAAAUGAUCCCUCAGACCAGUCCUAUCAAACACGUGGUCCGACAUUUCACAAAUUUAGUUCCUACCUGCAGUUAGUUCCCAUUUCCUUUUUGUUUCCAUGUGCAAAACUGGAAUAAAAACUUAUAACCAUGGUUUAUCUUGUCUUCUCGUUUAAUGUCUAUAGAGACAUUACAAAGAAAAAUAUCGUUUUGAAUGAAGUAGCAGACUUUGGUGACUCUGGUGAGUGGAUAAUACAGUUAGCUUGCUUUGCUAAUCUGCUAGCGAAGCUAUUACGAAACCUUGCAUGUAGCGUGUAAAUCAAACUUGAAUACAUUUUAAACAAAAGUAGGUGGUAGACUAUACAUUUUGGUCACUACCGUUUCUUAUCUGACCUAAACAAGCAGUAGCCGUCACUAUAAACCCACAAGAAACAAACUAAAAGCAACACAAGCAACUUGUCCCUCGCUAGUGUGAAUAUAGGGUUAAACCAGCCAUUUCUCUGACUUCUGCAUUCAGUGCCAGCGCUCUGGUGGUUCUGUCCCUUUGUGCUCUGGUGAUGAUGGAGGAAGCAGGAGUGGAGUGGGCUACAAUGUUUGAGGAAGCCAGGGUCAAGAAUCUAUGGGCCGUGCUAUAUGGCAGAAGAAGGUAUGGGUUACUCCGUUUGGUGGAGCAGGAUUAAAGAAGGUGUAGGUGAUGCUUUUUGAAGAGCAUGAGUGGAGGAGGUGUAGGUAAACCUGUUAGGGGAAGCAAUAGUGAAGAAGGUAUGGGUCAUCCACAUUGCGAAUGCUAUCUAUAAGUGGCAUCAUAGCGCUAUUAAUGAGAAGUUUACAAAACUAUGGGGUAGAAUAAGCUCACCAUGUAGCUGCUCCUGUUACACAGGGACAGAUAUGCACCAUGUAGCUGUACAAAGUGCAGAGUGGUUUUUGUCACUUUUAAUUCCCCACCCAUUUGUGUGUAUGUGGACAUGUUUUUAUAUCUUGGUUAGGACCAAAUGUCCUCACAAGGAUGGACAUUAUUUGACAGUUUUGACCUUGUGGAGACAUUUAGCUGGUUCCCACAAGUAAAACGUAUAUUUUUUUAAAAACUGCAGUUUUUAUUUAGGAUUAUUAGGUGUAUGCAUAGCAUUAAUUAGUUACAUUAAUAAUUAUGUUAAUGGAAGAUUUUCACAAGGAUAGUAAGACAAACACACAUGCAUGUGUUUAUGAGUUGGCUGAAAUCAGGGACCUCCCUCAUACUCAUUUAUAGUUACACCCUCAGACUUGGCUUAGAGAGAGCCAGAGAGAGAGAGGAACCAAGCGAGUGUGUGUGUGUGUGGAGAGAGAGAGAGAGAGAGAGAGAGAGUGAGAGAGAGAGAGAGAGAGAGAGAUGAAGAAAGUGUGACAGCUCUGAGGUGCUGUUAGGUUGGGGUUGCUUCAGCUCUCACUCCUUCCCUCACAGUAUUCAGCUGGGAGAGGCAGAGCACACACGCAUUACUCAAGAAUGUACAUCUCACACACACACACACUUUUUCUCACCCACACAGAAAUGCAAUAAAGUCUCACACAACCUUUCUUAUAAUAAAGCAAUGAAGUGCUCAGGCACUCUCCCUCAUGUCAUAAUGUGCUGUUUCCCAGGGCAGCACAUUAUAACAUGCAUAAAGUUAAUCUGCAGCCAUUCAUCUCCCAGCAUGCCUCAGUGUGUGGUCAUUACUGUGGGCAUUAAAGCCUUCAGGCAUUCUGUGUACUGCUGGGCCACUGUUAGGUGCAUGCCGGUUUGUCUGCUCACACAACUAAUGAGCCAUUCUGCUUCUAUCAGAGCCACACGUAUGAUGCAUAGAGGGGGAGCCACCCUCAUUUCCCAUCAUGCCUAAUGUUAUGGAUUUGAUAACUGAGUAGCAUGUAUGAUGAUAGUAGAAGUGUGUGGGUGUUGUGUGCUUACUAUUGUAUGAUAGUGAUAGGGUUUAAAGGGAUCCAGUGUGGGCAAUGAUUUAUAUAUGUGUAUGUUAUCUCCAUGGAUGUACAAUGCAUGUACAAUCUAAGGCUGUCAAAUUACAAAUAUUUAUUUAAAUGCUUUUAAUCUCAAUGAGUCUGUACUUUCAUACCAUAGAAGGGAACAAGGGUGUGUUUUUGAAUCCAUGUAUGGAGUUGAGAGCAUCUCACAGUGGCCCUGUUAUGCCCUUUAUACUAUAGAUAUGAACAUGGGCGUGUCUUUGAAUCCAUAUAUGGAAUUGAGAGCAGCUCUGAGUGGGUGUAUCAUGUCCUUUAUAAUAUAGAUAGGAACAUGGGCGUGUCUUUGAGUCCUUUUAUGGAAUUGAGAGCACCUCUGAGUGACCGUUCCUUACAUAUUAUAGACAGGAACAUGGGCAUGUCUUUGAACCUAUAUAUGAAACUCUUCCAACACCAGACUCCUAUGUAUUUGAAUGGGGCGACAGAUACAGUCGGAUCCAUAUGUAUUUGUACAGUGACACAAUUUUCGUAAUUUUGUCUGUGUACGCCACCACAAUGGAUUUGAAAUGAAGGAAUUAAGAUGUGAUUGAAGUGUAGACUUACAGCUUAAAUUCAAGGGGUUUAACAAAAAUAUUGCAUUAACCAUUUAGGAAUUACACCCAUUUUUUACAUAGUAUCUUCAUUUUCACAGGCUCAAAAAUAAUUAGACAAACUAACAAUAUAAGGAUUAUUUUUAACACUUGGAUGCAAAUCCUUUGCAGUCAGUGACUGUCUGAAGUCCAUGAACAUCACCUAAUGAUGAGUUUCCUCCCUUGAGAUGCUUUGCCAGGCCUUUACUGCAGCUGCCUUCAGUUUGUGCUGCUUGUUUGUGGGUCUUUCUGUCUUCAGUUUUUGUUUUCAGUAAGUGAAAAACAUGCUGGGUUGCGGUCAGGUGACUGAACUGGCCAUUGCAGUGUAUAUGCAGCGUGGAGUGAUUACACACUAAAUAAACAUCAGUGAAACAUAAUUGCGCAUAAUUACACAUAAUUCCACUAUGACUUUUCAUGCAUGCAUUUCCGUGAAGUCAUGCACAUUUAAUUGACUUUUAUCCAAGGUUUUUAUUUGCACUCAUUUACUGGAGGGUUUAUACUGUAUGCUUACAUCAGAUGGUACAGUAAAAAAAGAUUUGGCUGACAGAAGUGGAACCCAAUGUGGUCUGCUGUCAGAGCCUAUACGCCUCAAGUUUUAGCAUGUUGUGCGUUCUGAGAUGCUUUUCUGCACACCAUGGGUGUAAAGAGUGGUUAUUUGAGUUACCGUAGCCUUUCUGUCGGCUCGAAUCAGUCUGGCCAUUCUCCUCUGACCUCUUUCAACAACAAGGUGUUUUCCUUGUUGCUUACUGGAUGUUUUUUUGCUUUUUGCACCAUUAUGUGUUAACUAUAGAGACUGUUGUCCGUGAGAAUCCCAGGAGAUCAGCAGUUUCUGAAAUACUCAAACCAGCCCACCUGGCACCAACAACCAUGCCACGGUCAAAGUCACUCAGAUCACAUUUUUUUGCCUAUUAUGAUGUUUGACUUGAACAUUAACUGAAUAUCUUGAUCUGUAUCUGCAUGAUUUUAUGCAUUGCACUGCUGAUAUAUGAAUGGAUGAUUGCAUGAAUGAGCACUGGUGAGUCCAAAUUAAAAAUAUGUGGAGAAAAAUAUACUAUAUCUGAUGUAGUGUUUAUUCCCAAAGCAACACAAGGGUGAUUUAACCAAAAAGUGAAAUUCUAAUGUUCUAGCAGUAAAUUUUUUUCUGACAGUCAUAGUGGAGUUUGUAUGUAAUUGGACAGUGAUGAAUUCUUAUUGUUCUAACUUUGUAUUUGAAAGGAAAUUAUGAUUGAGUGUAGGUCCACUAUCUAAGCUUUAAUUUCUGUAGACUCUGUAAAAAUCACCACCUGUUUUAAUGCACAGUUCCGCAGUAUAUUAUAUAAGGGCAUGGGUUUGGAAGGAAUAGGAAGUGGAGAAGGAGAUAUGGAGAGAGAGAAGAGAAGUUAAGCAGAAAAAAAGUGAGUGUGAGGGGAAAAACAUACAGCUAAAGUGUUGUAGGCAGCACUUCUGAAGAGUGUGUGUGUGUGUGUGUGUGUGUGUGUGUGUGUGUGUGUGGGAAGCCUGAAGAGCUUCAGCAGGUGGUCUGGGAGAUUGGAGCUGUGUACUGAGGGAGUCAGAGCUACUCUGAGAUCUUGUAUGGGUGGAAAGAUUCCAGCUUUUCUGACAAACAAAAUCUACUUCUAAUAGUUAGGGCUCAAGAUUGUUGUCUUGUUAAAUUGUUACCCACAAUUCUUGGGAGAGUGAUUUAAAGGAUUGUGUCUGAUUAUUGUGCUGUUGGUGGUUGAGAGAAAGAGAUUGUAAUCCUCAUUGAUUUCUGAUGUUCCUGUCAUUCUUUUAGCCUUGUUACUUUCAACACUCAGCUUUCAUUUUUCUUGCUUCGUUUGUCCUCUUCUUUCAUCUCCCUUCAUCUCUCUUUUCAAUCCAAACACAUGGAAACUAAAUAAAUUAUCCUAAAGGUCCAGAAAAAGCGACCAUGGCUAAUUGGCUGCCAUGGCAACAGACGAGCUUUCCCUUGCUGCUUGUUUUUGUCGUUUUGUCGCACUUGUGUAAACGGAACAUGCUCCUCCUCCGUACGUUUCAUUCCCUACACACACACACAUACACAGAGCCUCACAGACUUCCCAUGCAGAAGUGAAAAGUGCUUGGGGGAUUUCUCUGACUGAUGCAUGCCUGGUUUCAUCAUGCAAACCUUCUUUGGGCUGCUCCGUCACAUGAAACUAUAAUUACACUAAUGUAAGCAUUGAUGCUUUUAUUAGCUUUAUAAUAACAGGCUGGUCCUGGGCUCGCUGAUGGAGAAGAAGCUCGCUCUAUGAUUCUUUCACUGUUCUGGAAGUAUACACUAGAGCUAGGGCACUACUGUACGGUGUCUGGAAACUCAAUACACUUCUGUCUUACAUUGUGUGUACUGUAUAUAUAAAAGGAUGAUGCUUCUGUUCACACCAUACAUAUACAUAUUAGAGACAUAGAUAGUUGAUGUCAUUCUGUAGAGCUGCUUGGAUGCCACAUUAUCUCUUUCUGUGCUUUAAAAUAAAUUGUUUUUAAAAAUCCCUGAAAAUCCAUGUAAUUUGAAUUGGGAUACAAUUAAAUUGUUAUUGUAAGUAUUUGCAAUUGCAUGUGUGGUGAACUCGAUUCACACCCUUUCAAUCAGCAAAGCUUUCGACCAAGACUUGCUUCUUUAUAAUUUGAUGUUUGAAUCAGCGAAUCUUUCAGCCAUGGUGGAGAUUCACUCCUCUCUUCUUCAGGAGUAAGUUGAGUCAGUGAGUCCACUGAGUCUUGUUCAGGUUCAUUCAGUCUGAGCUGGAGAUUUCAGGGCACACAAUAAAAAUAUGUGUUGGAGUCGGUUUGAAAAUGAUUCUUUUUCAAAAAGCAUAAAAAAACAAUAAAAAAUAGCUAUGAUUGUUAGCUAUUUAUUGUACAUUGCUUAAGCUGUUUGUUUGUUUGUUGUCUUAGAGAGCUACCUCCUCUGUUUCAAGUGGCUGUUUUAACUUUUCCAGCCUGGAUAUUAGCUCCGCCCUAGCUGAACAGAGCUUCUUAGCCCUGCCCCUUUUCUCUAAAAAGUAAUCCACAAGGCGUAGCUCUGAGGGGUGGGGUCGUUAGACAGAAGGAUAUGGCUUGUGAAUAUUUUUCACUGUCAUUGCAAUUCACCUAACAGGCAGCAGAGGGAUCCACAAAUUACAAACUGCUCUUUUAAAGAGAAAGACCUUUGGAGAGCACUUAGCUCUGGGGAGUGUUUGUUGCUGGAGUGGAGGUUUCAGUAGUGCACACUCUGUCAGUGACACUUGUCUCUACUGUGUAUAUCUAUAGUACACACUGGUGCUGGAGCGUGGAACAUGUGUUAAUUAUGAGUGCGUCGCUAAUGAGGGUCGCUGACUAAGCUAUAGAUUGUAGGCUGUGGAACUGACAACAGCAUUUCUUCCAUGUUGUGGGAAACAGCACUGUCUUACAGUUGUCUUACAUGUUGUAUUUCCUUGUCACUAGAGUGGUAUCUUCAGGUGUACACCUUUUAUACCUUUAGUGCCUAUGUUUUAAGUGGAAGGGUCAUGUAGUUAUUCUAAAAGCUAAUUAAAGUACAAGAGUGGUCCUUAAGGCCCAAUUAUGUACUUUAAAACAUUUUUAAAGGUACACUGCAUUCACAUUACCAUGUAAAAGAUACUCACUAAAGAUACAAAAGAUGUACCCUUGAGGGAACAAUCACAGUGACAAAAAAAGGUGGAGUUUAGUACUUCUUUUUUCGAAGAGUAAACCUUUGCCAGGCAGUAAAAGACAGCCAGCAUAAAGAACUGUGUGUGGCCGUGUACAUUGAGAAGUAUGUUGGCAUCAGUCUGUACCAAUGAAAAGCCUGUUUAGAAUUUUUUUCUUACCACUGCCCGUUGAUCAGUUUAUGCUUUAAUUUCAACAGGUAGCCUUUAGCUAUUUUGCCAUGUUCCAUAACUGUGGGAGUUCUGGUUGCUACUGUAAUUAGACAUGCGUCAGGGCUCUUAGUGCUGCUAAUGGCUUUACUGUCAAGACAUUUGUCUCCUACUGAUGUUUAUUGCAGUUGUGAUUCAAGAUUCAUUCUUUCACUUCAUCCAGGCAUCUCAGCUUGGUGUGAUACUCUCAUUGGCCCUUUUAGCAGUUACAGUGUGAUAUAUAUGGGUAGUUUGUAGGUAUACAGUUACUGUUUGUAGCCCUCUACCUCGAUCAUCAGUGUAAAGGGACCACCAUAGGACGAUGGCUGGGUGAUGCAUUCAGAAAAGUGUACAAAAGAUAUCUGAUGCUAGUGCUGUGAUCUCAUUCCAUUAAUGGACGGGGUAGAGAGGGAGAUGACAAAUUAACUGGCUACAGAAUGUAAUUUUACAUACACAAGGUGACCUAUAUAUCAGGUUUGCCAGAUGAAGUGGCCACUGGGUGAAUUGAUUCAUAAGGAAACCAGUAACGAUUCAACUGCCUGUAAGAUUAGCUUAAAAUACAACUGAGUGGCUGCUGCAGAGGUAGAGAUGAACAUUUGGGUGAUUUAUAUAUUAGCUGACCUUGCCACACCUUGCCUUCUGGUGAAUUGACUGCACUGAGAUAGAGGUACAUUUUCUCCUAGGCAUGUGUUUGUGCUUGAAUAUCUCCUAUUAUCAUUCUCUUGUUCUCAUCCCUGUCUGUAUCACCAAUAUCCUUUACUUUCUCAGCCUUAAAUUGUCUAUCUGUGAUUUCUCCUCCCUCUCUCCUCCUUCCUGCUUCUCGUGAGUGGAGUCUGGGCUUGGUGCCAGCUGGCGUGUUUUUUUUUUUUUUUUUUUUGAAUGAAUACCUGAUGGAGUCGGUGGAGGGCAGUGAGGCGAGGCAUGGGAGGAGCUGAUUGAGUGAGUGAGUUAGAGAGCGUGAGUAUAUGUGUUUGUGUGUGUGUGUGUGUGUGUGUGUGAGAGAGAGAGAAGGAGACAGAAAGAGAGAGAGAGAGAGAGAGAGAGAGAGAGAGAGAGGGGAGUUAGGCCCUUGCAUAACACACACUGGUGUGCUACAUGCAGGCGGGCAGCAGGGAGCCUGCUCAGGGCUGCCUGUGUGUGACACUCAGGGCCUGGAUGGCUGAGCAUAGCCCGUCUGUAGAACUGAACACACACACACGGGGAGAGGAGAACGAGGGAAGAAGUAGGCAGCCUAGGGCAGAAGAGUUACAGAAAGAAUUGUUUGCCUUUAUAGACAUUUUGAGAAAGGUGGAACAGGAGUCCUAAGGUUUCUGCUGCAGUCUUGGAGGCUUGCUUUCAGAGAGAAAUGAUUCCGCAUGAAUUGUGGCAAGUACUCUCUCACAGCAGGCAUGUGUUGUGUUGUUUUCAAUUGAGAUCAGCGUCCAUCCAGCCUUAAGCACAGGAAAAAGCUCCCGGUCUUCUCUCCACCCCCACUACCCCCACAGCACCAGCCAAUCAGCAGGUGGCACAAGCAGAGAAUAAGAGAGGAGUGCAGAGGGAUAGAGAGUUAAAGAAAGAUAUAACAGGGAGAAACCACCUUAAAAAGAGGUACAGCAGAUACUGUCAUCAUGAAGUCCAACCAAGAACGAAGCAAUGAGUGUUUGCCCCCAAAGAAACGUGAAAUUCCAGCAAGUACUCUUCCCUCAGAGGAUAGGCCCAUGGUAAUGGCGCCUGCCAGUGAGAGCCAGCGUGGAGGGAACCUUGCUUGGCUUGCCAGCAUGGCCAGCGGGCAUGAGAGCAACAAGCAGCACACCAGCAGCUCAGCAGAAGCUGAAGGUCCUCAGUUCAAACCAACAGUGUCCACUGUCGCGUCCACUCGUGCGCUAACUGCAACAUCUUCCAUCCCCGCUGUGUAUACUUCACCACUUUCUCAACAGGCGGGCACUAUACAGUACUCACCGAUGCCACCUAACCUGCACUUUAUCAACCCCUCACAUGCAGCACCCUAUGCUAGCUAUAUUUCUCCCCUUGUGCCCCCUGCAGCCACCAUCACCACGUCCUCCCAGCGACACACUGAAGCCUACUCUGGCACUACCAAUUCUCCAGCAUCCAAACCCGAUCCAGUAAUUUCCACUUCAGACAGCAUACCUCAAACCCAUUCCACCCAGUAUGUCCAAAUUUCCAGCUCCCAACUCAGUGUAGUGCCUUGUACUGCAUCCUCACCCCAAAGCCAUCUUCCCCUUCACCUACAACAAACACUCGCACUUAGUGGGCCCUCUCAGCUCCUGCUUCAGUACUCAGAUGGACCCAUGCCCAAAAAGGAAGAUGGCAGACCUAGAGAGAUGCUAAACGGUGAGCCGGAAAGGGGCCGUCGCUUCAACCAGCCCUCAGAAUCCAAGGUCAGCAGCAUAGCCAAAGGGUCUUUAUCCACCCAGCAUCACCACAUCCACCAGCGAGACCACUACGAGACCCGGCACAUGACACUUCCACCGGAGUAUGCACAGGAAAACACCAAUUUGAGGAACUCGUUAAUUCUAGUUCCCAACAGUCACAACUCCAGCAGUGUUGAUCCAGGAGGAAAUCUAGACAAGCUGCCUCCCCCUCUGGCCCCGGCUGAAAAAGGAGGCAUCUGCUCAGGCAAGCCAGUUUCCCGCACUCCCUCCAGCACCUCUGUUCCCUUUCCACCUCCCCCUUUACCUGUGGAUGGUUUAAAGGCAGCAGUUACCACACUAUCACCCCACGCAGUUAUCCAUACCACACAUGGUGCAGCCGAGCCACUGUCUCUUGGCCUCACGUCCACCAACUUCUACCCCGCUCAUCAGCCCAUUAUUGGAUACAUUGCAGGUGCAGGGCAGCCACAGUCUCUCAGUUACCACACCAGCCUGCCUCCACACCUGCUCAUCCCAGGAACUCAGCCUGUUAUUAUCCCUGUAAGUGGAGCAGAAGCUACUGCCACAUCUACAACACCAACUUUCGCUGCAGCACUGCCCCAUGCAUUUGUGACCUCAGCAGCCCCCAAAGGCGAGUCCUUUGAGACACCAGCCUCCUACCCCCACCCGACAGGUGCUGUGGUUCAGGCCCAACUGCACUUGCCUAUCCUGCCAGCCUCUGCUAGCCUGCCAGCUACUCCACCUAUACCUUCCACACCCUCUUUACCACCCUACUUCACCAAGGGUUCCAUCAUUCAACUAGCUGAUGGGGAGCUGAAGCGUGUGGAGGACCUAAAGACAGAGGACUUCAUUCAGAGUGCAGAAAUCAGCAGUGAAUUGAAGAUUGACUCUAGUACUGUGGAGCGCAUUGACAGCAGCCAUACACCUAACUCUGCUAUUAUCCAGUUUGCGGUGGGAGAGCAUCGUUCACAGGUGAAUGUGGAGGUGCUGGUGGAGUACCCUUUCUUUGUGUUUGGUCAGGGCUGGUCGUCUUGCUGUCCAGACCGGACCACUCAGCUGCUGGAACUUCCUUGUGCCAGGCUAGCUGUGGGCGAUGUCUGCAUUUCCCUCACUCUCAAGAACCUGAAAAAUGGCUCUUUGAAAAAGAGUCAGGGGCAGAUUUCAGAUGCUACCAGUCUUGGGCCACCUCUUAAACCACCUUUUAAAGCACCUUUAGGAGGGACACGCAGGGCAGCACGGCACAUGGAGCAGGAGAAUGGACUGGCACAAUGUGGCAGGCAGGGAGGAAUGAGCUCCCAGGCAAGCAAAGAAAACGGAGAACUAGGUUUUGGGGAGAAAGGAGCCUAUAGAAUUCCAGUAUCCUCAGAGUCGGAAUCUAUCACUAAACCUACAGGCCGAAAGCGGAGAUGGUCGGCCCCAGAAGGUCGCAAAGUCGAGAAGCCUGAAGAGGAACCACCUUCAACUCUUCCCAGGCCUUCAUUCAUCCCUCAGGAGGUUAAAAUCAGCAUUGAAGGCAGAUCGAAUAUUGGCAAAUGAAAGCCAUUUUGGACUUGUUUGUCGUUUUUGAAUUGAAUGAAAAAAUGACCCUCACAAUGUUCUUUUUUCCAGAAUAUUGCUUUUUAUAUCAUUUCAAAAUUGAUUUCUCUAAAUUUUUCUAUCCAGAUUACUGUACUGUAGGCUAAAUUAACUCAACAUAUACGUAUCACCUUAUGAGUAGUGAUAAUAUUUGAAUAGGUGCAUUGAAUAUAUACAACCGAUUAGUGCAAUUUAUUUUGGUUGGGUAAAUUUGGGACAGUGAAGUUGUUGAAGGUGGGUUUAUGUAGGACUUCUGAGCCCAGAGGGGUGCAAAAUAUCUGAUAUUCUCAGCCUUACAUCUUUACGUCCUAUUAUGACAUAUAAGGUGAUUUAAAGUCACCCUAAACUUUAAAAAAUUUAAUAAUUUAAAAAACAGUUUCAGUACACAGACUGGUGGUUUUGCUGCCUUUUUUGAAAACAAGGGUAAACCUGAGGUGGCAGGCUAGUUUGCUUGGAUCAUGAAAUAUAAGAGCCAAUCAUGUUCUAAUAUGCAAAUGAAGCCCAUGCCACACUUGUUUACCAGGGGAAGUGGAUGGAUAUCUGUAUGGUUAUAGUAUCUCCAAUUUGCAUAUUCACAGAAUCUGGAUAUUUUGACGAGGGUUCUUCAAAGCAAGUUUUGGGUGACUUUAAAUGAUGCCUACUGAAGCAGCACUAGAUGCUUGUGGUGCAUUAGUCCCAGCUCCAUCCAUGUGUGAGCUUAAAAAAGAAGGUCGGCAUGGAUGACAUUGCUCAGGGAGGCAGGACGGAAAUCACUCCUCCACUGGCUGCAGGAGUUUACAUAGUGUCAGCCAUCCUGCUCAAGCAGUCUCAUCUGAUGUUUAGACAUAGACGACAGACAAUCUCCAUCACAAAUAUUGAGGGUUUAAGUCCUGGUGGUUCAUCACAGAUUGUAUUAUCUUUUCUGAGGAAAAGAAGAGCAACAAAAUGCUAAGGUACAUGCCAAUUGAGAGAGAGAGAUCAAGAAAUGUCAUCAAGCAGUGCCAGUUGCUCCUUAGGAAUGAGAAAACUAUACUAAUAGACCCAGAGAUAGAGGAGUUUGCUUUUAUAUACUCACCUAUUGAACCUUUUUUUGUUGUUUGUUUUGUUUUGUAGUUUUGCUUUUUUUUUCUGUCUUUUUUUUUUAAAUUUGCGAUGAAUGUGUAUACAUUGCAAUCAGGGGUCACUUUCAGUCAUGUAGACACCGAAUGGGUUUUUGUUUAUGUAUACGUUUGAGGAUGGUUGACUUUUGAGCUAUAUGUUGAGCAAAAAAGACAUUUGCUUAAUAUUUUUAUUUUAAUAAGAGCUUAUUAUUUGAGAGAAAGUGAAAGAAAGUCGCCUGAGAAGGGAGGGACAGGUGAUCAAAGCACUUAACGCACCUGUCACACUCACCAGCUGAUAGAUAGUUUAAUAAAUUUAUUAUUAUUAUUAUUAUUAUUAUUAUUAUUAUUAUUAUUAUUAUUGUUAUUAUUAUUGUUAUUAUUAUUAUUAUACGUCUCAAAAUGAACACAGUACUGUACAGUAUGUUGUAUGUGAGUGAUGGUGGAAUGUAGCGCUCUGUGGAAAAGUCAGUUCACCCCGAUCCGGGGACCUUGAUCUGUGAAAAGAAAGAAUGAAUGUGAGAGGUGACAUGAGGUGGAACAGUAAGCAGAGAUACAGGAGAUAACAUUUGUUCCCAGGAAGCACUUUUCUGUUUAGGUCUUUACAGCUCUGCCUCCUCAGUAAACGGCAAGCUAAAGGCCUAGACAGCAACAGCCGCUCUUUUAAUUGUAGCGUAGGCAGAGCUGGUGAAACAACUGCCAUUUUAGUGAUUAAAAGUGAGAUGCUUGAGUGUGAUUUCAGAAAGGUUUCAGAAGUCAUGAGAUUGUCCAAAUUAUGCCAUGAGGAGAGAGAAAGCGCAUGUGAGUGACUCUGGAUGCAGAAAUCUUCGUUGGGGUUCAAGGGUGUCCUAUACAUAUGUUUGUGGAAGUGUAUGCAUGUAUGGAUUUGUAUGCAUUAGUGUGCACACACACAAACACACAUUCACUUUUCACUUAUAUUAAUGUGUUAUAUGUCUUUUUGUACAUUAACAUGUAUAGAACUGCAUAUACUGUAUCUUGCCUUAGUGCAAGCACAUAGUGUGUGUGUGGGUAUGUGUGCAUACUGUGUGUGUGACUGUCUGUGUCAUAUAUUUGUAUGACUGUUCUGUAUGUGUGUAUAUAUAUAUAUAUAUAUAUAUACAUAUAUAUACAUAUAUAUAUAUAUAUAUAUAUAUAUAUAUAUAUAUAUAUAUAUAUAUAUAUAUAUAUAUAUAUACACACACACGACAUAUAUUAUAUAUAUUUAGGUAUUCGUCCAGUGUUUCUGUUUAAAGUUCAACUUAAAGAGAAUUUUGCAGUUUGCACAUCUGGAGAGGUAGUAACACGACCUUUAUGAUUUAGUUUUCAGCCAGUUCUCACCUGCGAGGGCUGAAAGCUCAAUUUACUGAAAUGUAGCAGUUACUUGACAAGUUCACUUGGCUUACUGGUCCGCUGUGGCUUCCCUUCAUGCCUUCACUUAUUUAACCCACAGGCACCCUUUUCAGACCCUUAAGAAGAUGUUCUGAUACACACUUUAACAUGCAUACAAUGAGGGGAGGAAGGAGCCACACAGCCUGAAGCCUGCAUACUUGUUGAACUCUCUGAUUGUUGGCUUUGUUCAGGUGUUUGAGUGAGAUGGAUGGAUGCAUAGACAGAUGGGUGAAUAGUUAAAGAGAUGGAUGUGUGAUCAGAUGGCCUGUUGGAUGGUGGUGGGUGGGUGAACACACCCCAUAUUUAAAAAUGCUUUAUUUUUUUAUAAUAAAACAGGGUUUCUCAGAUCAACAUCACAA